AGUUUCAGGUUUGAAUUAAUAUAAUUGCAAAAGGGAAUCUUAACUGUAACAACCAUGUCGUCUGGACUUCGAAUUUCUCGUACAGUGUUGCGAAGUUCGUCUCCAGUACUGUCACUUUUAACCACUCAGACUCUGCGUUGUUCAGCAACAGCUGCUGCCCAAACAACCGAACAAAAUCAGCGUUUGAAAACAUUUUCAAUUUACCGAUGGAAUCCUGAAGCAGAGGGUGACAUGAAACUCCCUGUCAUGCACAAGUAUCAAGUGGAUUUAAAUGAUUGUGGUCCAAUGGUUCUUGAUGCUCUGAUCAAAAUAAAGAACGAACAAGAUCCAACUUUGACCUUCCGUAGAUCAUGCAGAGAGGGAAUCUGUGGUUCAUGUGCAAUGAACAUUGGUGGUACUAACACCCUGGCUUGCCUAGCGAGAAUUGAUACCAACUUGUCAAAGAAAACCAAGAUAUAUCCAUUGCCUCAUAUGUAUGUGGUGAAAGACCUUGUACCAGAUAUGAACAACUUCUAUGCACAAUAUCGCUCUAUUGAACCGUUCCUGAAGCAGAAAGAUGCAAGUAAACUUGGAAAAGAAAACUUUCAAUCUGUAGCAGACAGGCAAAAGUUAGAUGGUUUAUACGAAUGCAUCCUCUGUGCUUGUUGUUCCACUUCAUGUCCAAGUUAUUGGUGGAGUUCAGACAAAUACCUUGGCCCUGCAGUUUUAAUGCAAGCAUACAGGUGGAUUAUAGAUAGCAGAGAUGAAUACCAGAAAGAGAGACUGGACAGAAUGAAUGAUCCUUUUUCACUUUACAAAUGCCAUACUAUAAUGAACUGUACGAAAGCAUGUCCAAAGGGUUUAAAUCCUGGUUUGGCAAUUGCUGAAUUAAAGAAGAUGCUUGCAAGCCAUAAUUCAGCAGAGGUGGCCUCACCAAAACCAGCAGCGCAGUGAAUUCAAUCUAGUGUUAUGUUUACCUGGUAGAAAUGUAAUUUAGAUCAUAACAAAGUCACUGGUCACGCAUACAAAAACAAAGUUUCCUUUUGCUAUAAAUGUUCUCCAAAAAUUCUCAACAAAAAUAUAUAGUGAUAUAUAUGUUGUCAUGCUAAACUUAAGAGUUCCUAAAUUAUUUGUACAGCGCUUCAUGUGGACUUCUGCGAGAUAUAUUCUUUGUUUUUUCAAGUGUGAAUACAUAAAUAUUUGAAAGUGGUAAUUUAA
This is a messenger RNA of Ciona intestinalis (vase tunicate), 1197 nucleotides long. RefSeq names its product succinate dehydrogenase [ubiquinone] iron-sulfur subunit, mitochondrial-like. The record is from RefSeq and is a predicted model, not a curated record. Gene Ontology annotation, molecular function: oxidoreductase activity; 2 iron, 2 sulfur cluster binding; electron transfer activity. Lineage: Eukaryota; Metazoa; Chordata; Ascidiacea; Phlebobranchia; Cionidae. Gene Ontology annotation, biological process: respiratory electron transport chain; tricarboxylic acid cycle; aerobic respiration. Gene Ontology annotation, cellular component: mitochondrial membrane.